Thamnophis sirtalis is the source of this 2841-nucleotide messenger RNA. RefSeq names its product leukocyte receptor cluster member 9 (gene LENG9). The record is from RefSeq and is a predicted model, not a curated record. Gene Ontology annotation, molecular function: metal ion binding. Lineage: Eukaryota; Metazoa; Chordata; Lepidosauria; Squamata; Natricidae.
CACACCUGCGUGUGUGGGAGAAAGCGAGCGAGGAAGAAACGCUAGCUGAUAAGAGAGUGGAAAAAAUGAAAAAGAUAAGCCCCAGCUCCCGUUACUGAGACUUCAGGAGAUGUUCAGGCGAUGGAUACAUUGGCUGUCUCCUCUGGAAAGGACUUCACUGACCAUUCUUCUGACAGUCUUCUGGAACCAUCAGAAGAUCCAGACUCAUCCUUGGCUGAAGAACCAUCUUCUAAUAUCAACCCUCCCUGUCGUUUUUUCUUGGAGGGGCGCUGCCAUUUUGGUGCCCGCUGCCAAAACUAUCAUCCUGGCGAUGUUGGUGAGGUUCACCAUUUAAAAGAUCUUGGACCUGUCCAUGUUCCUCCCUUGCAGCUCACAGAAGGUAAGAAACCUGCCAUGAAAACAGCUGAGGAUGUCAUUUCCCGACUCCUCUGGGAUACACAGGUACCUGCUGAAUGGUUUUCUAUCGGCUACCUUGACCGGUUCCUGGGGAUCUUGGAGGAAUCUUUUACUUCUUUCUCGUGGGAGGAUCUAGCUUCAGUUGGUCCUGGUGUACUGGCUAUCCCUAAACAUAGGAUCCAAUAUUUUAAAUACAGAGACCGUGUAGUUUGGGACAAAGUCAGUCGCACCGAUGACGUUUUUGGGUCGACUGGAGGUGGGAAAACCAUCUUAGAAGUGAUGAAGGAAGAAGACACCCGAGCUAAGAAGGAACUAUCGGGUCUUCCAAAUAGCCUCCAAGUUGAAGAAGGGGCAGUUGGGGAUUCAACCAAGGAUGAAGAGUUGAACGAGAUAAGUAGUGGACCGAAGUUAACGAUGGCUUUGGGCAAAGCGGGGGAUAAUUUGGAGUUGGUUGAAGACAUUUCCACUAACCAAGAAGGAAACUUGGUCAGCAAAGAAAAGGAAAGAGUGAUAGUCGGCUCAGUUAAGUGUGAAGAAUUCAAACAUGCUUGUGCUGUCGGAAUAGAAAAUGAACCGGUGGUGGCGAAGAGAGAAAACGUGGAUUUGGAAAAGGGGGGAAGGAGGAGCUUCUCCUAUCCGAAGGAGCGCCCCACCCAUUUCAUAGCUAUCCCAAUCACCAGCCCAGAAAUCUGGGAAGCUGUGAAACAUUUCCAGGAGGCCCUAUGUGCUGUCAGCUCAGAUUACGCUCCCUUCUGUGUGCCCAGAGCUACACUGCAUAUUACGCUUUGCCUGUUGCACUUGGAAACCCCUGAAGAAAUACACAAAGCGAUGAUGGCUCUGAAAGAACUUCAGGCUGGUUUUCAGCGACUGCUGCCCCCGGUCCUGCUUCUCUCCUUCCGUAACGCGGAGUCUUUUAAUUCACGGGUUUUGUACUUGACACCAGACCCUGUACCCCAACUGGGAGCCCUGGCUCAGAGUCUGGAAGACACUUUUACGAAAAAGGACUUGACCGUGAUUUGCCCUCCCUCCAAAGGGAAGUUCCAUUUGACCAUCGUGAAAAUUCCUCCUAGGAAGGGAAUGCCACAGCUCCCAUCAGGUUUGGCUUGGGCUCCUACGAUUGAGGAUUUAGGAGUCCAGGCAGUAGAAUCCAUAGGUUUCUAUGAGGUAGGAAAAGGCAAAAGAACUGAUAAUGUGUACGUCAGCAUACUGAAAUUGGAUUUAUAUGGAGGAAGUGGAACUUAGUGGGAGAUCCCUUCCAAGUGCACAACAGUUGGGCAACUUGAAAUUGUAUGAACUUCAACUCCCAGAAUUCCCCAGCAGCAUCGGUUUGGAGCACUUUAAGUAAACUCUAAUGGGAAAGAUGAUCAAAAUGGGGCAGAGAAAAUAAGAACAGGAACAUUGCAAUAACGAUUAUAUAUUUUUGCCUUACUUGAUUUAAAUAGAUUAAUAAUAAAAGCAAGGCAUUUUUACAAUCCCUUUUCAGAUACUUUAAAAUAGCGUUAUAGGUGUGCUGCAUUUUUAGACUCCUUUGUAUUGAUGGUAGAAAUGAAGGGGGACUACAUCUUUUUCUGGAAUUGUGCAAUUGCUGUCCACAGAUGAUCCUACAAAAGGACAUUCUGCUUUAAGGUGUUGCAAAGGGUUGACUGAAAUAUUGUCGCAUUUGUAUGCUCCAAGGCUGCUUCUGAUGAGUAAAUCCAAUAUGCUAAACCAACCCUGAAAAAAAGACCUUGAUGCAUAAAUGCUAUAAAAGGUGCUGCAAAGCGCUGACUGAAAUACGGGAAUUUUAUCUGUAUUAAACCAAAGUCCUUUGAGGUUGCAAAGAUGGAAGAGAAUAAAGAACAAUAUAAAGUAUGGUAACUAGCUGUCUUGUGUUCUCUUAAGUUUUGUUUUUUAAGGGACACUGAAAGCUAAUGUAUAGUCUCUUUUGCUUUGGCUUAGUGCUUCUGGUUCAGUCCCAACAGUCCGUGGUUGAGGGAAAAGGUACUCUUGCUUUGUUUAGUAUAACCAAAUUAAAUGUAAUUUUCAGUGGUUAAAAAAAUUGACACCAGUUGUAAUAAAGGCCUUUUCUAUUAAGAAACCUAUCUCCUGAUACAUGUAUUAAUGUUUGGGCCUGCAACAUACAUUCACCUUCGAAUCUGGAAGUGUUUCCAGGACUUUCAUCUAACAAAAAAAAAACAUUACUUGCCCUGUAGAUUAAAAAAUUAAGAUAUAAUCCUCUUAAUUGAUAGUAAGACUUCUCUGUCUUUGGCUUCAUGCCAUGCCUUCCAGUCAUACUUUUGGGGGACCACAGCUAGGUUACUUGGGCAGCCACUUACUAUCCACAGGUUAUCUAUCUCUUACAUAUACUUUGAAAAUAAUUGUCCCAUCUGAGCACUAGUUAUACACCUGCUUCCAUUACUAAGACCACUCCAUAUCAGAAGAUGUAGCUAUCUAUAAUAACCUUAU